Molecule: messenger RNA, 1497 nt
Organism: Rhodamnia argentea
Lineage: Eukaryota; Viridiplantae; Streptophyta; Magnoliopsida; Myrtales; Myrtaceae
Product: DNA polymerase epsilon subunit D
Exons: 3
Coding region: 113-1090 (325 amino acids)
Biological process (GO): DNA damage response; heterochromatin formation; leading strand elongation
Cellular component (GO): epsilon DNA polymerase complex; CHRAC
Molecular function (GO): chromatin DNA binding; protein heterodimerization activity
Source: RefSeq, a predicted model, not a curated record
UCAUUGUUGGCGGGAAAAUUAAGCCCUAACCGAGUUCGCGAGCCACAUACCCCUGCCCCCCUCCUCGAAUUCGCCGAGAUCUGCGCCAAUCGUACCGGGCACGGGAAUCUCAAUGGAGACGGCGGCGAAGGUGGUGAGCGAGGCGGAGGAGCUCCCCAAGACCAUCGUCCGGCGCGUCGUGAAGGAGAAGCUCUCCAGGUGCUCCGACGACGGCGACGUCGCCCUCCACAAGGAAGCCCUCCUCGCCUUCUCCGAGAGCGCUCGCAUCUUCAUCCACUACCUCUCCGCCACAGCGAAUGACAUAUGCAAAGAAUCGAAAAGGCAGACUAUUAAUGCUGAUGACGUAUUAAAGGCGCUGGAGGAGAUGGAAUUUCCCGAGUUCAUAGGCCCUCUUAGAGCGUCCCUUGAUGAGUUCAGGAAGCAAAAUGCUGGAAAAAAGGAAAGGGCUAAGGCAAAAGAAUCGAUGAAGAAGAAGAUGGAGGGAGAACCUUCACAAGCAAAAGGAGAUGGUGAGAGAGAGAAAAAUGGAGGCACUAGCAAUGGCGCUGAAGAAGAAAGUGGAACUGUGGUUAAAGAGAAGGCUAAGGCCAAAGAAUCAGCCAAGAGAAAGAUGGAGGGAGAUCCUUCCCAAGCAAAAGGAGAUGGCGAGAGAAAGAAAAAUGGAGGCACAAGUAAUGGAACUGAAGAAGAAAGUGGAACUGUGGUUAAAGACAAGUCUAAGGCUAAAGAAUCGACCAAGAGAAAGGCAGAGGAAGAACCUUCUCAAGCAAAACGAGAUGACGAGAGAAAGGAAAAUGAAGGCACUAGUAAUGGAACUGAAGAAAGUGGAACUGUGGUUAAAGACAAGGCUAAGGCUAAAUCGACCAAGAGAAAGACGGAGGGAGAACCUUCCCAAGCAAAAGUAGACGACGAGAGAAAGAAAAAUGGUCUCACUAGUAAUGGAACUGAAGAAGAAAGUGGAACUGUGGUUAAAGACAAAGCUAAGGCCAAAGAAUCAACCAAGAGAAAGAUGGAGGGAGAACCUUCCCAAACCAAAGAAGGUGGCAAGAGAAAGAAAAAUGUAGGCAUUAAUAAGGGCUCUGAAGAAUAAAGUUUAAUUGAGGUCGACGUCUGAGUGGGCGAAAAGUUAUUUGACUGGACGAAUUACAGGUUCCUAUCAGCAAGCAGCAGCAUGCAAAGUGAGGCAUCCAAUGGAAGAAACACAUCCCAUAUAUCAUCUACUCAGGUUCAUAAAAGUCAAGCUUCAUGAUUUAGGGCAUGCUUAGAAUGAGCUCACUCCAUCCAAGAACGGUUCAGCAUAUAAGAGCAUCUUCUAUCAGUAACUGAUGCUAGUGGAUACUUUAGAACAGCUUAUAUGUCCAGUUCGUAAUGAUCAGUGGAGUGGUGCCGAGUGGUGUUUGGUAAAUUGUAUUGUUCUGGCUUCAUAUGUUUUCAUUAAUAUUAUCUGGUUCUCGAACAAGUAACUUUUAUAGCUCAUGGAUACUGUGAUCUUGCCCA